Carlito syrichta (Philippine tarsier) is the source of this 1638-nucleotide messenger RNA. It is a transcript of the gene ENO3, whose product is annotated as enolase 3. Gene Ontology annotation, biological process: glycolytic process. Gene Ontology annotation, cellular component: phosphopyruvate hydratase complex. The transcript has 12 exons. Gene Ontology annotation, molecular function: phosphopyruvate hydratase activity; magnesium ion binding. The record is from RefSeq and is a predicted model, not a curated record. Lineage: Eukaryota; Metazoa; Chordata; Mammalia; Primates; Tarsiidae. Bases 252 to 1556 code for a protein of 434 amino acids.
UAAAAGGACCCGCUCACGUGCAGCCGCCAUUCGCACCGCUUCCAGGGCAAGGACUCGGUUGGGGCCGUUCGCUGCCCUCCCUAGACCGCGCCCGCCCCCACCCAGGUCCCUCGCUCUGGGUCCAAGCCCGACCAGUACCCCAAAGCGCGCAGGCCUCGCAGUACCGUGAUGUUGACGAAGGUUUUUCCGGGGACGGCGGCCCAGACGGAGGGCGAGUCCUUAUAGCCCACGAUGGCCGCGUCCUGACAGACAUGGCCAUGCAGAAAAUCUUUGCCCGGGAGAUCCUGGACUCCAGGGGCAAUCCCACAGUGGAGGUGGACCUGCACACGGCCAAGGGCCGAUUCCGGGCAGCUGUGCCCAGUGGGGCUUCCACUGGUAUCUAUGAAGCUCUGGAACUAAGAGAUGGAGACAAAGCUCGCUACCUGGGGAAAGGAGUCCUGAAGGCUGUAGAACACAUCAACAAGACUCUAGGCCCCGCCCUGCUGGAAAAGAAACUAAGCGUUGUGGAUCAAGAAAAAGUUGACAAAUUUAUGAUUGAGCUGGAUGGGACGGAGAAUAAGUCCAAGUUUGGGGCCAAUGCCAUCCUGGGUGUGUCCUUGGCUGUGUGUAAAGCUGGAGCAGCUGAGAAAGGGGUGCCACUAUACCGACACAUCGCAGAUCUUGCCGGGAACCCUGACCUUGUACUUCCAGUGCCUGCCUUCAAUGUGAUCAACGGGGGCUCCCAUGCUGGAAAUAAGCUGGCCAUGCAGGAGUUCAUGAUUCUGCCUGUGGGAGCCAGCUCCUUCAAGGAAGCCAUGCGUAUUGGUGCUGAGGUCUAUCACCACCUCAAGGGGGUCAUCAAGGCCAAGUAUGGGAAAGACGCCACCAAUGUGGGUGAUGAGGGUGGCUUUGCACCUAACAUCCUGGAGAACAAUGAAGCCCUGGAGCUGCUGAAGACGGCCAUCCAGGCGGCGGGUUAUCCAGACAAGGUAGUGAUUGGCAUGGAUGUAGCGGCCUCUGAGUUCUAUCGCAAUGGGAAAUACGAUCUUGACUUCAAGUCACCUGAUGAUCCUGCACGGCACAUCACUGGGGAGAAGCUUGGGGAACUGUACAAAAGCUUUAUCAAGAACUAUCCUGUGGUUUCCAUCGAGGACCCCUUUGACCAGGAUGACUGGGCCACUUGGACCUCGUUCCUCUCGGGGGUGGACAUCCAGAUCGUGGGUGAUGACCUCACAGUCACCAACCCUAAGAGGAUUGCCCAAGCUGUUGAGAAGAAGGCCUGCAACUGCUUGCUGCUGAAGGUCAACCAGAUCGGCUCGGUGACUGAGUCCAUCCAGGCCUGCAAACUGGCUCAGUCUAAUGGAUGGGGAGUGAUGGUGAGCCACCGCUCUGGGGAGACUGAGGACACAUUCAUCGCUGACCUCGUGGUGGGGCUCUGUACAGGACAGAUCAAGACUGGUGCCCCCUGCCGCUCAGAACGUCUGGCCAAGUACAAUCAACUCAUGAGGAUUGAGGAGGCUCUUGGGGACAAGGCUGUCUUUGCUGGACGCAAGUUCCGUAACCCGAAGGCCAAGUGAGAAGCUGGAGGCCCUGGGGCCCCACUGGACAGAGUCAGGUCUUCAAGCCCUUCUUCUUGAAAUAAACACUGCUGGCAACCAA